AUGAAUAAAGUAAACAUGAUUUCUCUUUAAAAUGAGAAUUUAUUUUAUUUAUUUUAUACAUAUAUAUAUAAUUUUUUUAAUAAUAUAGCAUUAAUAAUAUCAGAUUUAAUAUUUUUCGAUGGUGUUUAAUUAUGGACUAAUUCUUUAAUAGAAAUAAUUUAAUGGAUUCCUACUUAGGAAAUACAAUUAGUUGAUACUGGAUUAGAGUUUUUCAGUACUUUAUUUUCCUCAAUUAAUGAAAAAUACAUCCAAGAAAAAAUAUUACCUGAAUAAUUUUCAUUAGCUCCAAUAAUACCUUCAUUGCUUUUAUCUCUUUUCCAUAUUUUUGCUAAUCCUGAAUUAAAUGAAGAUUAAAGAGUAAAACUUAUUGUAUUAUUAUAUAUGAUUGUAGGUUCUUUUGCUUGGGCUGAUGAUUUAAAUAAUUAGUUGGUUUCUUAAUGUUUUGAUGAUACUUUUGAAGCUUGGAUUAACUUAUUUAUGAGUGCUUUAAAAACAAACCCGAAGUCUCAUAUAAAAAUGAAAAUUUAUAUUUUAAAAAUUUUAAAUAUAAUUUAUAGAGACUUUACUUAUUAUUCAAGAAAAUCUAUAAGCUCGAAAUUAAUUCCUAUUUGGAGCUUCUUUAAUUCUAUAUUACCUUUAUAUAUGUGGAAUUGUGUUUAUAAUGUACCUUUAAAAUUUUUAAAUGAAAAUAUUUAGCCAAUAGAUGAGUUUUGGAAAUAAAAAGAACAAAAAGAUGAAGAAAAUAUAUCUUUAGGAAGCCAUUAUUUAGAUGAAGAGGAUGAAUAGUUAUAUUAAAAUGAUAUAUAUAGACUUACUUUAAACUGCAUAUAGUUAAUAAGUACUUUAGCAAUCAAAGAAACAUUUUAUUAAAUUAUAAAAAUUGCAGUCUAUCCUUUAAUAAAUGCCCUUUCAAAUUUUAUUUUUAUAACAAAAGAUAUUGAAUAAUUAUAUAUAUAUGAACCUACAUCUGCAAUAAUAGUAAAUGAAGAAGAUGAAUAUACUAAAAAUAGUAUAAGAAACUAGUGCAUAUAAUUAUUAUUUUCAUUAAUUGAUAAAUAUAAAGAUGAAACUGUAUUGGCAAUAUUUUAAAUUUGUGAAAAUUUUAUAAUGGGUAAAGAUAGUAAUAAAAACUAAAAUCAAGAAUUAAUUAAUGCUUUCGAUAGAGCUUUGAAAAUAAAAAAAGAUAAAAAAACAAGUAUAGAAUUAUCAAAAGAAAAGUUUUCCGAAAUAAUAAAAAACUCCGGAUUUUAAAAUAAUUCUGAAAAACACUUAUUAAAAUAACAAGAAGCCGCUUUAUAUAUUUUGGGAAGCUUUUCAGAUGAUAUUAUUGUAUUUUGCUAUCGAAAUAAAUAAUAUGAUAUAUUACAGUUAAUAAAAUACUUAAUAAAAACAUUCAAUAAAUAGGAAAAUUCGAUUUUAAUUUCGAGAGCAUUAUGGUGUAUUUCACGAUAUUCUGAAAUUAUAGGGGCUAAAGAUGUAACUCUGUUUUUAGAAGCUUUCAAAAUUACACAGGAGUGUAUUUUUAAUUAAAAUAAUUAAGCUUUUGUUUUGCUUGUUGCAAUUAAAAGCUUAGGAAUUAUCUCACAUAAAAUACACUUUUUCAAAAAUUAAUUAAUGAAUUCUACCUAAUUUUCUUAUUAUGGAAUUGGAAAUGUAGACAUUAUUCAUUAUUUUAUUCAAAUUUUGGAUAUUUUUUAAGAUUAGGAUACUGUUCUUAUGGUUUUAGAUAGUCUUUAAAAUUUAAUCAAAUUAGAAAAUAAUAAUUAUUCGGUUGAAUUGGCUAGUGUAGGAGCUAAUUAUAUCCUCAAAAUUUUUACACUUUUAAAUGAUCAUCCUGGAAUUAAUAAAUGUGUAAUGAAUUUACUUGUUUUAUUAGUGGAAAAUCCUAUGGCUUUUAGGGUUGUAUUUGAAGGAAUUUCGCCUUUUAUUUUAGACAGUUUUUAACUUUUCUAAAAUUAUUUGGAAGUUAAUCCAAGUUUGCAAUAAAUUAAAUAAUAUGAUAUUAAUUUGAUGAUUGUAAAUAAUUAUUUAUAUUUUUUAUGUUAUAAUUUUUUUAAAUAAAUAAAGAGUAUUUUAGAGAUAAUAAAUAUUUUUAUUAAUUAUUGCAAAAAUAAUUCUGAUGCAAAUUCCUUAAUGUAAUUGUUAAAUCCUUUAAUUUAACUAAUGAUUUUAAACGAAGAAAAUACACUUUAAUAAAAUGCAACAAUUUGUCUUAAAAGCUUUUUAAAAAUAGGAAAUGAAUACAUAUUUUAAAAUAAUUUAAUAUAAGAUAUGAUGAAAGUAAUAAUGAAACUUUUAUAAAUUCCUUUAAAUUCUCAAAGCGAAGUUUCGUCUACUUAUUCAGGAAAUUUGUGUAUAAUAGCUUUUCAUAAACUUCUUGGAGGAAAUGGUGAUCCAGAUAUAUUAAGGCAAAUAGUUUAUAAAAUAUUCCGUUCAAAGUUAGCUACCACUGUUUAAGGUUUAGUAUUAGUUUGGGCCAGGUUAAUAAAUAAUAAUGCUUUGGAAGCUGUAAAUUUCCUAAGUUCGUUUAGUAUAGAAAAUAGACCUGCGAUAAAAGUUUUAAUUGAUAAAUGGCUUUUAUAAUAGCCUGUAUUUAGAGGAAGGUUGACCAAAAACACAACUUUUUUGGCUUUAAGUAAACUCUUUUUGUUAAAAGAUAAAAGAAUAGAAAAUUUAUUGGCUAUUGCAUAUAAUCCAUCUCAUUCAAAUGUGGGAAAUGAUGUAAUUGCGCCAUAUAAGAUUUUAAGUACUUUGAUAAGAGGAUUAGAUAAUGAAAUGGGACCUUAAUAAAAAAAAGAAAAGAAAAAAGAAAAAAAUUAAUUAUUUAAUUAAUAUGAUAAAGAUAGGUUAGAAGUAUAAGAUGAUGAUUAAUUCGAAGAAGAAGAAGAUGAAGAUGAAGAUAAUUUGGUUUAUGAAAAAUUAGAUAAUGAAGAAAAAAUCGAAGUUGAUUUGAAUAUUAUUUAAGAUGAAGAAGAUAAUAAUAAUAAUAAUAAUAAUAAUACUGGAGAAAAUAAAACUGGAGGAUUGGGAGAAUUUGAAAUCGGAUCUACUAAUUAUAUGACUGAAGGAUUUGCUUUCGGAUAUGAUGAUGGGGAAGAAUGUGAUGAAACUACUGAAGAAGAUUUAAUUUAUUUAAAUGAUGAAUUUAUAGAUAUUGAAUGCAGUGAAAUGUUAAAAAAAAUAUUUAAUUAGCUCACAGCUUAAAAUAAUAUUAAAUAUUUUACUGAAUGUCUUAGAAAAUUAUUAAGGGAAGAUAUUAUGUUGUUAAAAAAACAUGUGAUGAUCAAAAAUUUAGAUUAAUUAUAGUUAAAUUGA
Molecule: messenger RNA, 3315 nt
Organism: Ichthyophthirius multifiliis
Lineage: Eukaryota; Ciliophora; Oligohymenophorea; Hymenostomatida
Product: importin 9, putative
Exons: 11
Source: RefSeq, a predicted model, not a curated record